This is a messenger RNA of Scomber japonicus (chub mackerel), 1869 nucleotides long. Its product is annotated as potassium/sodium hyperpolarization-activated cyclic nucleotide-gated channel 3-like. Gene Ontology annotation, biological process: potassium ion transport; transmembrane transport. Gene Ontology annotation, molecular function: voltage-gated potassium channel activity. NCBI's taxonomy places the organism in Eukaryota, Metazoa, Chordata, Actinopteri, Scombriformes, Scombridae. Gene Ontology annotation, cellular component: membrane. The transcript is spliced from 7 exons. The coding region runs from base 1 to 1869 and encodes 622 amino acids. The record is from RefSeq and is a predicted model, not a curated record.
AUGCAAAGUAUAAAACUGACCAGCCCCUCCAGGAAUGUGGAGGACCAGAGAGGCAGCGAGAGCCCGGGCCAAAAAAUGGAGACACCCAGGUACCGCAGCUGGAGCGGCCUCCGCUUCUCAAGAUGGAAAACUGGUUCCCAAAAAACAACCCCUCCUGGAUCCCCCUCUCCGAAGACAGAAAUGAGGAGCGAGGUGAACAAGACUCUCUUCUCCCUGGUCAAGACUCACAACGACGACUACACAGCUGACCCCGAUGGCCUGCUGGACAUCCACCGUGAUGGCGAAGAAAGUGAAGAUGAGAUUGUACCGGAACAGUCCAGGUCCAUCUUCAAUAUGCAGUUUGGCUCCUUGCUGCAGCCCGGGGUCAACAAGUUCUCCCUGCGCAUGUUUGGCAGUCAUAAAGGUGUUGCUGCUGAGCAGGCCAGGGUCAAAUCCUUUGGAGUGUGGAUCAUUCACCCCUACAGUGACUUCAGAUUUUACUGGGACAUUGUGAUGCUGCUGUUGAUGAUGAGUAACCUGGUCAUUUUGCCCUGGGGAAUCACCUUCUUUGAGGACCAGAACACCAUGCCGUGGAUCACCUUUAACGUCAUGUCUGACACACUCUUCCUCAUGGACCUGGUUUUCAACUUCCGUACGGGCAUCCCAGGAGAGGACAGCCAAAUCAUCCUUGAUCCAAAAGAGAUCCGCAUGCAUUACCUCCGCACCUGGUUUCUGGUAGAUUUUAUCUCGUCCAUACCUGUCGACUACAUCUUUCUCAUCGUUGACCUGGAGUCCCUACACGAUUCAACAGAUGUCUACCGCACCGCCCGCGCCCUCCGCAUCGUGCGUUUCACCAAGAUCCUCAGUUUGCUGCGCCUCCUCCGACUGUCUCGUCUCAUCCGCUACAUUCACCAAUGGGAAGAGAUUUUCCAUAUGACUUAUGACCUGGCCAGUGCUGUGGUGCGUAUAGUCAACUUGAUUGGCAUGAUGCUGUUGUUGUGCCACUGGGACGGCUGCAUGACCUUCAUGGUGCCCAUGCUGCAGGACUUUCCUCCAGACUGCUGGGUAUCCAAAAAUAAUAUGGUGAAUGCUACAUGGCACUUACAGUACUCCUACGCCCUGUUUAUGGCCAUGAGUCACAUGCUGUGUAUUGGAUACGGCGCCCACCCUCCAGAGGGAAUUAGUGACGUAUGGCUCACUAUGACUAGUAUGGUUAUCGGAGCCACCUGCUAUGCCAUGUUCCUCGGUCACGCAACUACCCUAGUCCAGUCCUUAGAUGCUUCACAUCGGCAGUACCAGGAGAAGUAUAAGCAAGUGGAGCAGUACAUGUCAUUCCAUAAACUGCCAGCGGAUGUAAGGCAGAGGAUCCACGAUUAUUAUGAGCAGCGAUUCCAAGGAAAGAUGUUCGAUGAAGACAGCAUCCUUGGAGAGCUCAGUGAUCCACUCAAGGAGGAGAUCGUCAGCUACAACUGCCGUGGACUAGUAGCCAACAUGCCGUUGUUUGCCAACACUGACCCCCAUUUUGUGACAGUGAUCCUGACCAAGCUGCGUUUCGAAGUCUUCCAACCUGGAGACAUGAUUAUAAGAGAAGGGACGCUGGGUCGGAAAAUGUACUUCAUCCAGCAUGGCUCUGUCAUCGUCCAACCACGGGGCAGUAGGGAGAUUCAGCUCAGCGAUGGAGCAUAUUUUGGGGAGAUCUGCUUACUGACCCAAGGACGACGCACAGCCAGUGUUACGGCUGAAACCUACUGUCGUCUUUACUCUUUGAGUGUGGACAGUUUCAACGAGGUCCUGGAGGAGCACCCUCUGAUGAGGAGGGCCUUUGAGAGUGUGGCUGUGGACCGUUUGGGCCGGGUUGCACGCAGACCUAGUUAUCAGCCUCCUGAAUGA